AUGCGGACCGCCAAGCAGAGCAAGACUUGGCCUGUGUGCCGCGAAGCCGCGAAGACGCUGAGCUUGAGAGCUUCAGACCUUCAAGUGAAGAGCGCGGAUGCGAAGUUGAGGCACGAAGACGCCGAGCUUCAGAGAUUCAAACGAAGACGCGAAGCCGCCGAGCUUAUUCAGAGCUUGAGGUUCAUCAUCUCCGUGGCGGAGACCAUGCUGGACUCUGACGCCUUUCCCUGUAUCGACCCGAAAGAGCGAGCCUCUUCGUCCAGCAAGGACCUGGUUGCGGGGCGUGUCCCGAAGAUGCGCAGGGAGGAUCCAUGGGCCUCACUGGAGAAGCUGGAGGCAAUGGCUCCGCCACGCCCGCAGGCGGCAGAUGUGGACGACUUCCUGGGAUCGCUGACGCAGGCGGGGCGACAGUAG
Effrenium voratum is the source of this 414-nucleotide messenger RNA. Lineage: Eukaryota; Dinophyceae; Suessiales; Symbiodiniaceae. The record is from the annotation of a GenBank genome assembly.